GUCAUGGGCGCUGGGAACUCAGCGAAGGCUCCGAUGAAGUUCUGCGAAGUCUGCGAGGACGCAAGGUUUGACUACCAGGCGAAAGGCAGCGCGGCGACCUCCCCGCAGCAACGCAACUUCCCAGCUUUCGACUCGAGCGACACCUCACUCUUUGCGGCUGUCAGCGCGUCCUCGGCCUUCUUAGGUGAGUUUGUCAGUGUGGACUGGUGGAACACUUACUUUCAGGACCUCUUGGCGCAGUCCAUUGCGGAAUUCAUCCAACUUCCCGGCCUGAAUCCAGAAUUCGUGCAGUGGCUCGAGAAUGGGCUCCUCAAUCUUCUGCACGCGCAACUGCCUGUCUGGGCAGCUUCAGCUAGCAACGGCGUGGAAUCCUUCACGAAGGCCACGGGUCUCCUGAAGCUGCUACAGAAAUCCAACGGCCAGCCCGCGAACUUGAGCCUGCCUGAACUGGCGAAGGACGGCCUUUUCGGUUUGGUAGAUGGGGCUCUUACGGAUAACACUGCCAUCGGCCACGCUUUGGCAGCAGGUCUGGACGAGGUCAUUUGCAUCAUGGAUGGCAUCGACGACCUCUGGGAUUUGAUGGGUGGAGUUCCCAGCCACAUGGACAUACUUCAAGUGCCAAUUUUGGGUUCGCUGAUCAACACAUGCCCGUUCUGCUACGCCAACUUCCAGCUUUUCGCAGAGAGCAGCGAGGAGAUGGGCAGGAGCAGUGGCACACAAAUUCGCAGCAGCUGA
This is a messenger RNA of Symbiodinium pilosum, 735 nucleotides long. The record is from the annotation of a GenBank genome assembly. Lineage: Eukaryota; Dinophyceae; Suessiales; Symbiodiniaceae.